AUGAGUGCAGAACAGAGGGAUAUAACAAAACAGUUUUUUGAAUGCUGUAGGCUUUGCCUUGAACCUGGAGCAAUAGCUCACGAAAACAAUUUUCACUUACGAUAUGUAAUGUCGGCAAUCGAUAUUAUGAACCCAAGUAUGGAUGCCGGGAUGGCUAAAGAAAGAAAAGUUGUCUAUCUUCAUGACGCGAUUGCGAAUGGAGAUCUUCCACUUGGACGUUUUACUGAUUUGGAAGUCCUUUUGGGUGUUGUUGACGAGUUGAUUGUGUUGCUCGUCAAUUGGCUUACCGGCGAUUCUCUUGUUCAAACUGUUUAUACCUGCAUGUAUAUGCACUGUAUUCCAUUAAUCGAGGAUUCUCGCCUAGCCCUUUUCUGCGAAGCAUUAAGACGCAUAAUACUGUCCUUUCGCCGCCUAUUGCUGACUCUACCUUCCUUCGAAGAUGAGGACUUCUGCCCUGCUAUCAACGGUGUCCCAUUGUUAGUUAACACCAAAUCCUCCUUUCCUGAUAAUACUCCGGUUAAUUCUUAUUUUGAACUUUCCAAUGAAAAUCUAGUUGGUCUGCUGCAGGAAGAGAGGGUGAAAUUGUCUGAAUGCAAAUCCAAACCGACUAAAAUGCAAGACGCUUUAUCUGUUCGAUUGUGGCUGGCAAUUUCCAUGCUAGACUUCGGUCAGAAAUUUGCGCCUUUUCUGUCUGUUUUAGGCAAAGACGACCUGGAAGCGGCUUUUAAUAACGUGGAAUUAUCCGGGUAUGGCGAGUCCGUAACUUUUGAUGAAGACUCUUCGCAGAAGAGGUUUACAAUUAAUUCUGAGUCGUUUGAUGGUACUUGUAAGGAAAUAGAGAAGAUUGCCAUCGAAAUCGUUGAGAUCUCUAAGCUCUUGAUCGAUUCGGCUACUUGUGGAAAAGAUGCUGGACCUGGGAAAGAUAACCCCCGAAGUGAAAUAUUCUCAAUUCCCGGCUUCGAGCCCUAUCUGACACUUGCUAAUCUGACCGCGACUGUUCAAAGGUUUCCUCGAAGUCUUGAUAGACCUUCAGUAUUUUCAUUUCUGGGAUGUGCGUUCUCCCGGAUAGUUAAAGUGGUUCAAGAACUAAGGAGUCUUAUUGCUAAAAAUUCCAUCAAUGCUGUCUUACUUCACGAACUAUGCUCACUUGCUCAUACUGUUGGACAUAAUCUUUGCCAUUCUCUUUUCAACAAAGCAGAGACGGUGGAAUCUUUGAAAAUUGAGGAUGCUUGCUCAAAAUCCUGUGUCCUUUCUAGAGGCAUACUCGGGAUUCUAAUGGCAGUUGCGGUAAAAUGUCCUCUCAUUGCAAACGAGCGGUUUUCGAAGGCCUUGGAUCUAUCGCCUCCGGGUAUGCACUUUGUGGUGUCGUGGAUGUCCGUUGAAUGCGAUUGGACUCGUGAUUAUAUGCUCGAUACCAUUGAAUACCUUGCUCCUUACGCCUCGUUCUUUGAGCAUGUCUUCAUGCAAAUUUACUCCAUAUGUCGAUGUUAUACCUUAAAUCGCUCCCGUCAGCGCUCUAACAUGGAGCGCAUUUUUGGCAUACUCAACGAACUUAUUGACGACGCGGUUUCUGUGGAGACCACUUUUGCCUUGGAGCUAGUAGAGGCUCGCAUCGCACCACGUAAUUCACCAAUCCCCAUCCAUCUUACAUCCUACAUCUGUUUCUUCUACUACCAUUUGGUGUGGGAUUACCUGGUGACAGGAUUUCAGCUGGAUCUAUACUCUCCCUAUGAGUGGGUCUAUGUCUACGCCCUCAUAAUCACUCUACAGCGUAAUCUUUCCGCCUUUUUGGAUCACAUUAUGAAGGAACUGAUGGCGGAAAACAGCGGUCAUUCGAACACGAGUGCUGCUUUUGCUGCUGCCAAGAAGCGGCGUCGCCGUCGUGGUGGUCGUGGUGACAGUAGUAGUACAGUCGGUAAUUUUAAGGAGACGGAAGUGAAACCACCUCCAUCACCUCCUACCUCGUCUUUUAUUCAAAUGCCCAGCGUUGCUCAAUCGAACGUUCACCGGUUCAUGAGUGUGGCGACUCUUUACGCGAUGCGAGCGCUGCAGCGUGACGCUGGAAUUAAUCUGAAGGCAAUGAGCAAACCCCCACAACGCACCACCCUGGGUUCGUCCCUCGAAUCUCACCGCAAAUUCUACUCUUCCCUCAAGAGCCAAUUCAUCCAUCGGAUGAGACCAAUCAUUUCCUCCCGCUUCUCCCCUUUGGUAGACAGCGAGGGACCUGAGGGGUUUUUCAGAACCGCGCAUAAUUACGUCACAAGCAAGACCUUUGUGGAGACAGAGACCAAGGAUCUUUACAAGAUGGCUUCUCAGAUUUAUGAACUUGCGCGCCAGUGGAUUGUUUCCGCGAAAGCUCUGAACCCCUCAGUGAGUUACAUUGGUCCAGUGGACCCUCUGGACCGGUUAGACCAUCUGGCGAAUAACAACAAAAUUUUCUGCGACAUACUAGCCUCCAGAUCAGAGAAGCGACCAAACCGAAGCGAUUCAGAUGACUGGUUUCGUAAAGACUGCUUUCAUCCUGUGCAUUUAAAUUAUGAUUACCUGCCCAGUCGUUUCUACCCUUUACUACGGUUUGCCUAG
Hydatigera taeniaeformis is the source of this 2583-nucleotide messenger RNA. The record is from the annotation of a GenBank genome assembly. Lineage: Eukaryota; Metazoa; Platyhelminthes; Cestoda; Cyclophyllidea; Taeniidae.